Molecule: messenger RNA, 3584 nt
Organism: Etheostoma spectabile (orangethroat darter)
Lineage: Eukaryota; Metazoa; Chordata; Actinopteri; Perciformes; Percidae
Product: volume-regulated anion channel subunit LRRC8C
Exons: 3
Coding region: 323-2758 (811 amino acids)
Biological process (GO): aspartate transmembrane transport; monoatomic anion transmembrane transport; cyclic-GMP-AMP transmembrane import across plasma membrane
Cellular component (GO): monoatomic ion channel complex; plasma membrane; cytoplasm
Molecular function (GO): protein binding
Source: RefSeq, a predicted model, not a curated record
CAUUACAGCUAGGAGUAAUAUGAGCUGUGAGAAGAGAUUUGGGGUUGAGUACCCCCUAAAGUCUGUUUCUUAAUUUACUGUAGCCUAUUUGUGUGGAAGAAAACAAACACACAACAAACAGUAUCGUUUCUGUGUCAAGUUAGUUGAAGAGUGUUAAACCUACUUGCUGAGGAUUUAUUUAUUUUGAAAAUCUUCUCCGGAUGUCUUCUGUUGUUACCUGCCGAUUUGACACCGGUGGGCUUUUCUCUAACGAUGUAAAAAGGCUCCCGAGUCCCGCCGGACACAACUCGAUCCUCGGACACAGUGUGGAGGAGCAGCCAGGAUGAUCCCAGUGGGUGAAUUCAGAAACUUCGGCAUUGAGCAGAACACAAAGUAUCGGGUCCUGAAACCGUGGUGGGAUGUUUUCUCAGAGUACCUGUGUGUUGCUAUGCUUAUGGUUGGAGUAUUUGGGUGCACCUUGCAGUUCACCCAAGACAAGAUUUUUUGCUUGCCCAACCACUUCAGCAGCCCAACGCCUGAAGCAAUCAACUGCAGCCACAUCCAGACCUCCAGGGAGAACGAGACGUUGCAGCACACACAGUUCAGACCUGCAAAGCCCAUCCUCCAGGAGAUUUCUGGUCUCAAAAACAACCUGGACAUCCACCAGUACGUGUUUGUCAACCAUUAUUGCUAUGAGAGGUUUGUCCACUGGUACGCAAAGUACUUCCCAUACCUUGUUUUGAUCCACACUUUGAUCUUCAUGAUAGCAAGCAGCUUUUGGUUCAAGUUUCCUGGGACGUCGUCAAAAAUUCACCUCUUUGUUACCAUCCUUGGUAAGUGCUUUGAUUCACCCUGGACCACGAGGGCCCUGAAUGAGGUUUCUGAGGAAAGAGGAGAGGAGAAAGUGGUUAGUUUGAGGAGGAACACCAUGUCACAAGAGUCCACAGAUCAACCAGCAGAGGAUGUGGAGACUGUGGGGCUUCUCCACUCCAGCUCUGUCAAGUCUAAUCCAGAAAAGAAACGCCCAGAGCCUCAGUCGGCCCCCAAUGUCUUGGAUAAGAAAGAAGGCGAGCAGGCCAAAGCUCUGUUUGAAAAGGUGAAGAAGUUCAGAAUUCAUGUAGAGGAAGCAGACAUCUUGUAUGUCAUGUAUGUGCUACAAACGUCACUGAAAGUGUUCAAAUUCUUUUUUAUCAUUAUCUACUCUGCAGUGUGGGUACGGAACAUUGAGACAGUAGUGAGUUGUUCUGUUCCUCCUGAGCUGACUGGUUUUGAUGUAUUUUGCUGUAACCACAACAAAGCCCAUCUUUUCUCCAAGCUUGCCUACUGCUAUAUCUGCUUUGUGGGAGUGUAUGGGCUUCUGUGUAUCUACACCCUCUACUGGCAGUUUCACAGACCUCUGAACGAAUACUCCUUUAAGCAGGUCCGACUGGAGACUGGCAUUAAUGACAUACCAGACGUGAAGAAUGACUUUGCGUUCCUCCUGCACCUUGUGGACCAAUAUGAUCCUCUGUACUCUAAAAGAUUUGCUGUCUUCCUCUCUGAGGUCAGCGAGAGCCAUCUCUAUCAGGUCAACCUCAACUACGAGUGGACUGCCAAAAAGUUGCGUACCCGCCUCGCCAGGAACACAACUAACCGGUUGGAACUCCACCUGAUAAUGUUGCCGGGGCUUCCUGACACAGUCUUUGAGAUUCCUGAAGUGGAAUCGCUCAAGCUGGAGCAAGUUAAAAAUGUCACCAUACCGGCUAGUGUGGCAAAGCUAGACUCUCUUUGUGAGUUGUCGCUUAUCUUCUGCUCUGCAAAGCUCCAGCUGCCUGCCCUGAACCACCUUAAGGCACAUUUAAAGGUCCUGCGUCUACAUUUUGAAAGUUUAGAAGAGUUGCCUAUGUGGAUGUACAUCCUGAAAAGCUUGGAGGAGUUACAUCUGAAUGGUCCUUUAACCAACGACGUGUCCAGGAGUGCCACGCUUGACUCACUUCGAGAGCUUAGAGCUCUGAGAGUUCUCACUCUCCGCUCCAACCUUACUAAGAUCCCGCCUAGCGUAGUGGAUGUUGCAUUGCAGCUGCAGCGGUUGUGCAUCUAUAACAAAGAUGUCAAGCUCCAAGCUUUAAGCAGCCUGAAAAAGUUAACCAACGUAGCCUCACUUGAGCUAGUGGGCUGCAAGUUGGAGCGCAUCCCAAGUGCUGUCUUCAGCCUAAACAAUCUGCAGGAGUUGGACCUGAAAGAAAACAAACUUACCACUGUGGAGGAGAUCCUGAGCUUACAGCAUUGUCGCCGUUUAGUGACACUUAAACUGUGGCAUAACAAAAUCACUUACAUCCCUGAUCAUAUCAGUAAGCUGAAAACUCUGGAGACGCUGGACAUUAGCUGGAAUAAGCUACGAAAGCUUCCCUCUCGGCUGUUUUAUUGCACCAAACUCAGGCACCUUGAUGUUUCCCACAACAAUCUCACCUCUCUUCCUCCUGAGGUGGGCAUCCUGCAGGGUCUUCAGGUCUUCUCCGCUGCUUUCAACUCUUUAGAGAUACUGCCAGAUGAGCUGUUCUCUUGUAAAAGGCUCAAGAAGUUGGCUCUUGGAAACAACUGCCUGUCAAAUCUGAGCUCCAGAGUGGCCAGCCUGGCUCAGCUGGUCCGCCUGGAAAUUAAAGGGAACCAUCUGGAAUCUCUACCUGUGGAGAUUGGGGGCUGUCCUCUGCUGAACCUCAGCGGGCUGAUAGUGGAGGACAACCUGCUGGAUCUGCUGCCAUCAGAUGUACGAAGCAGGUUGUCUAGAGGCUGUCAUUGACUCAUCUUUUCUCAGUGUAGCAUGGAGGGUGGUCUGACUUGCAUGGAGAAAACAAAGUAUUAACAGAGUACUAAUCCAUGCCACUAGGUGGAAUUUGUCAUAUAAAUCAGCAUGAAAAAGGUGAACUAAAACCCAUAACUUACCACAGAAGGAUGAACAAACAAAAAAUAUUUAUAUUUAUAAAACCAGUCAUUAUGAAAUGUGUGUUAAAAUCUUUAUAAAUGAGUGAAAAAGCAACUUGCACAUGUUUUUUAAAAAGGUUUUGUAUGCAUUUUCUUAAAAAUAACUUUCAUGAAUAAAUAUUUUACGAAGUUUAUAGGUGUCCGGUAAAUACCUCGCAUACUUUUUUAAUGGAUUUUAACGUAGGUGGUUUUACUGAUAUAGUUCACACAGUAAUAUAAAGGUUAACACAAAAUCUUUUAAAUUCAGAUUACUGAUACUGUGGAUGAGACAAGGGCCCAACACUAGAAAAAUAACAGCAAGCAAGGAUCAACCUUCAAAUUGUUCUAGACCAGCAUCUUUACUGUUUUCUGAACAUUUUGUCUGUUCUUCAGAGCGCCACAAGUCAAGGUCUUUAAACAAGCUAUUGGACAGCAAGGAGUGUUUGCCACAGUGCGGUGGCUCAUGUUGCUUCCUUUCAGACACUAAACAAGCGGAGGGAGAAAAAGCUUUUCAGUAGCAGGAGAAAAGGUAUUUAUCUCUCUGUUUACAUAUUCAGUCAAAAAGAAAGACUGAAAGCAUAAAUUGGAUUAUGAGCCAGAAGUCAAGUCAGCAUGAUAUUCAGUGUGCAUUGGAUAAUAAUUGACAAAGAAAGAAGAUAAAACUA